CUGUCGCACUCGACGUCCUCUUUAUCAUUUCGCCAGAUUCAACACCCGCGUGUACUAGGUAGCUACUAGUACUCGUUAGCGCGUCGCAUCGCAUCGCAUCGCAUUCACGCUGCAUCUCGAUUCCCUUGGAUCCCUCGCCGUCCUCUUGUGCCGUUAUAAUUUAGCCACCUCAUCAGGCAUAUCGGAAUUUCUUCCUCCCAGAAUCAAUCCAUCAUGGCUGCCCCAAUCACCACUUCUAGCAUUGCCAUGGCCCUUGCUGGCAAGACGGCCUCUGUCGAUAUCCCCAAGCCUCGCUCGGCUUUCACCGCUGAUGGCGAUGCUUCUUGCCAUCCGGCUCUGUUGCCGACUCCCCCCAACUCUAUCUCUCCGACUCUUCCUCCGCAGGCCUUCAAACGACGGGACAACCUCCCGGGCUCGCCCUCCUUUGCCACGUCGCAGUUUGACUCCGACAUUGAUCUGGGAGAUGCCGCUCAACAUGCGGUCAGCCGCGCUCAGCAUCUCUCGCCCGGCGAUGUAGAUAGCGCCGGCGCCAUCACCCCGGAGAUGCUAUCCCACUAUCAUCUUCCAGACAUUAUGCUGCAGCAUGGUCCGCUCGCCAUCCGACAUAUUAUGGGCUAUUUAACCACGUCGGUUCCCGGGUUUUCUAGGAUCGCCCCGGCCAAAUCGCGAAGACUGGUCGUGGCUGCCUUAGAGAACCGCGGCAUCUGCGAUAAGGGAAGUGGCGCGGAGAGCGAGAUCGUCUUCGAGAAAGUCGGAUGGGGUCGGUGGGAUGCACGACGGCGUGGCGAACCGCUACGGGAUGCACGGCAACCGAACCUGUCGCCCCCAUCUAGUCUCUCGAACUCCUUCCCGCAAAAGGCCAUGCAGAUCCCGAUCAAGAGAGACAGUCUACAACCGUACGGUUCGAGCAUCACUGGCGAUUCCGCCGUCUUUUCUUACACUGAAAGAGACUACGUCGGCCACGAGGACGUCAGUAUGCUGGAGCACGAAGCGGAUAAGAUGUCCCUUGACGGAGACGAGCGUGAAUAUUGUUCGUCCUCAGAGGCCCCGGACGACGAAAUACCAGAUGGGGACUGGGGCGAGGAGGAUGUGACCGACGAGGAAGAUUGGGCACAGAUAGGCGCGGCAGCGCUUCGUGCACGAUCACUCAACGGCGGGGGCGGCUUUGUACAUGGAAAACACCCGCCUCCGCAACUUCGAGGUGGCGGGCCUGCCUCGUCCUCGCUGGCGAAAUCAGCGCCGCAAAAGAUACCCAUUCAACAGCUCGGGUUCUCUCUGCCAGAUGGCGUGGUGAAUGACCGAGAGGAGCGUGCCGCCGUCGAGGCGCUGUUGCGACUUGGCUCUAUGUGAGAACUGAGUUCUCGUGGCUGGUCCAUUCAACAUUUUUCACUUCUACUGCUUUUUUAUUUCGAUUUAAUUUCUCUCACAACGUUUCUGCAACGAUACUACAAAUCGCCAGUAUAUUCGACUGGCUCGACUGGCUUACGAUGCAU
Molecule: messenger RNA, 1493 nt
Organism: Aspergillus steynii IBT 23096
Lineage: Eukaryota; Fungi; Ascomycota; Eurotiomycetes; Eurotiales; Aspergillaceae
Exons: 2
Coding region: 214-1350 (378 amino acids)
Biological process (GO): positive regulation of transcription from RNA polymerase II promoter by glucose
Cellular component (GO): nucleus
Molecular function (GO): sequence-specific DNA binding
Source: RefSeq, a predicted model, not a curated record